AUGACCACCUUCGAAGUCUCGCACGACAAACUCCUCCCCAACCUCAACUCCCUAUUUUCCCUCGUCGUCGCCCGCGCGCCGCACCUCACUACGCUCGGCAUCCAAGUGAUCAACCCGAACGGCGCGACCCCAGAGGUCUUCUCCCCGUCCCGGAACCUCUGCGCGGCCCUCGCCCCGCUCUUCCCGCUCGUGCAGCUCCGCGCGCUCCGCUUCGAGCUCUGCCACAGCGCGCUCGCGUGCUCGUCCGCGGACGUGCGCGCGGCGCUCGACGCGUGGCCCGCGCUCGAGGACUUCUCCGUGCGCUUCAGGGCCGCGCCCCGCGCCCGCGUCGCGCUCGACGUCCUCGCGCACGUCGCGCGCGCGUGCCCGCGCCUGCGCGUGAUGCACCUCCCCUGGACGGCGCUCGUGGCGGGCUCGCUCGACGCGGCGCGCGUGGGGCACGCUCCGCACUUGGCGAUGCGCACACUCGGGCUGGGCGAGGUGGAGGUUGUCGGGGCGUCGCGCGAGGAGGCGGAGGCGGAGAUCGUGGGGUUUGUGGAGGCGGUGUUUCCGAUGACGAGUCUGGAUUUCCGCACCGCGUAG
Epithele typhae is the source of this 582-nucleotide messenger RNA. RefSeq lists its product as uncharacterized. The transcript has a single exon. The coding region runs from base 1 to 582 and encodes 193 amino acids. The record is from RefSeq and is a predicted model, not a curated record. Lineage: Eukaryota; Fungi; Basidiomycota; Agaricomycetes; Polyporales; Epitheliaceae.